UCUUUGCAUUUAUAAAAAGCAAUUUAAAUUUAAUAUAUCCAGCUACAGACACUGAACUCUGAAACCAGAAUCACUCCGUAGUUUCAAUGUGACACAACAAGACAACACAAUCUAAUACACAACAAAACUCACGUGAAAACAAUCCAAACCGACAACUUCCAUUUCUCGUAAAAUCUUUGUCACCUUAAACUCAAUCUUUCUUCUUCUUCUUCUUCAAUUUCUCAUAACAACAAGAAUGGGUUCUGUUUCGUUAAAAAUCGGCGAUGGAACAGCGAGAUUCAAAACCUCAACAAUGUGUUCCUCAGCUCUUAACAUUCUCAUGAUCCUGUCUGUCAUCACCACCAAUCUUUUCGCUCUUUACGCUUUCACUUCUUCACCAAACCUCAUCCAAACCGAAGAACAACUUCACCGACAACCACACAGAAGCUUCUCCCUCAUCUCAGAGCAAGUUUCGUUAAUUCUCAGAGAAAUCGAUAAAUCUCAAAAGAAGCUUGCCCAGAUAGAAAAACAGCUUCUCGGCUACGAAAGUUUCGAUCUUUCAAAACCCAACAUUGCAAAAGAGCUCAAACUGUUUCUCACCUCUCAUAAACUUCCUCUGGGUCGAGAUUCGAAAACCGGACUCACUGAAAUGGUUUCAUCGGUUGGUCAUUCAUGCGAGAAAUCUUCUGAUUUGUUGUCUCGUUACAUGAAUUACAAUGUGUUUGGUAAUUGUCAAGACGAUUCGAGUUUAGCGCAGAAACUGAUUCUAAAAGGGUGUGAGCCUUUACCUAGAAGAAGGUGUUUCGCGAAAUCUGUUUCUUCUAAGGUAAAAUUUCUUCAUCCUUUUCCGGUUUCACUAUGGAAGCCUGUUAGUAACAAAACUGUGAAUUGGAAUGGUUAUAGUUGCAAGAGUUUCGACUGUUUAAAUGGUAGGAAAUUGAAUAGAGAUUGCUUUCAUUGCUUUGAUUUGGUUAAUGGAUAUGAAAAUCAAAGAUUUGUUAAGUCUCGGAGUAAGAAUGAUUUUCUUGUUGACGAAGUUUUGCAAUUAGGAAAAGAUGGAAUUAGAAUAGGUUUUGAUAUCGGAAUUGGUUCUGGUUCGGGAUCUUUUGCGGCUGUUAUGGCUGAAAGGAAUGUUACUGUGAUUACUAGUACUCUUAAUGUUGAUGCUCCUUUCAACGAGUUUAUCGCGGCGAGAGGACUUUUCCCGCUUUACUUGAGUUUGGAUCAUAGGUUUCCGUUUUACGACAAUGUGUUUGAUUUGAUUCGUGCUUCGAGCAACAUUGCUGAAGAUGUUGGCGAGAAACAAGAGAAGUUUGAGUUUUUGAUGUUUGAUAUCGACCGAAUUUUGCGGGCGGGUGGUUUGUUUUGGCUUGAUAAUUUGUAUUGUGGUAAUGAAGAGAAGAAAGUUGGAUUGACUAGGUUGAUUGAGAGGUUUGGAUAUAGAAAAUUGAAAUGGGUUGUGGGAGAGAAGAUUGAGAGUGGUAAGUCUCAUGUUUUUUUAUCUGCUGUUCUUCAGAAGCCUGUUAGAGUGUAAAGAGGUGAGAAAAUGUUUGUGUGAAUGAAUUUGGUUUAAAGUUGUAGAUCUCAUAAGAAGAAUUUGAAUAAGUACUUGAAUGAUGCUUGUGUUUCAAGUAAUGUAAAAUGUUUAUUUUGUAGUGAUUGUUAACUUUAUUAGAAAGCUUAAAGUAUAUUAUAA
Molecule: messenger RNA, 1675 nt
Organism: Lathyrus oleraceus (garden pea)
Lineage: Eukaryota; Viridiplantae; Streptophyta; Magnoliopsida; Fabales; Fabaceae
Product: probable methyltransferase At1g29790
Exons: 1
Coding region: 236-1513 (425 amino acids)
Molecular function (GO): methyltransferase activity
Source: RefSeq, a predicted model, not a curated record